Molecule: messenger RNA, 644 nt
Organism: Acanthisitta chloris (rifleman)
Lineage: Eukaryota; Metazoa; Chordata; Aves; Passeriformes; Acanthisittidae
Product: [Protein ADP-ribosylarginine] hydrolase-like
Exons: 4
Source: RefSeq, a predicted model, not a curated record
ACAGGCACCUCACAGCUGCGGCCAGGGGAGCCUGAGGGCUAUCGCAUCCCCUUCACCCCCGGUGGCACCGGCUGUGGGGCUGCCAUGCGCAGCCUGGCCAUCGGCCUCAGGUACCCACACACCUGGGAGCUGCCAACGCUGAUCCGGGUGAGCAUCGAGAGCGGGCGCAUGACCCACCACCACCCCACUGGGUACCUCGGGGCGCUGGCAGUGGCCCUCUUUGGGGCACUGGGGGCUCGGGGGGAGCCCCCAGAGCGCUGGGGGGCUGAGCUGCUGCGGGUCCUGCCCCUGGCGCGGGACUACGUGAAGAGCACUGGGGUGGCUGUGGAGGACAAUGCUGCUGCCUGGCCAUUCUUUGGGGAGGCCUGGCAAAGGUACCUGGACUCCCGUGGUCUUCUGGAAGGUCAUGGCCCUCCACAGGUGCCAUCCCUCCCAUCCCCAGCCGAGAGGGACACAGCAUACCUGGGCUGGGCACUGCAGGGGUGGGCAGGGCGCAGUGGCCACGACGCCCCCAUGGUGGCCCUGGAGGCCCUGCUGGCAGCUGGAGGGUGCUGGGAGGACCUGUGUGCCAGGGGGGUGCUCCAUGGUGGGGACAACGAUUCCACAGGGACCAUUGCUGCUGGGUGCUGGGGCCUGCGGGGGGG